GCUGUACCCAUGCCCCGCGGCCUACAUAUCAUUAUACUACAACUAUUAAGUCACAUUCACUUAGGACAUAGUUCAUAUUUUAUUUAAAUAUAUUGAAAUGACACUGGAAACAACUUUUGUGGCUAAAUACAUGUAGGGUAUAGAUAUUAUAGCUAUAUUCCAGUUUUUGAAAUUGAUUUGUUUUAAAAUAUACAUUUGUAUUAUUAUUCUAUACAUACUAUAAUAAUGGUAAAAUUUUUUGAAAAUAAAAGUUUAUUCCCCUUCAGAUGGGAUCAAGUGGUUCAUGGUUUUUGGCAUCGUUAUCCAAACCCAGAAAGCAAGCAUGUAUUAUCUGAAGAUGUGUUACAUAGAGAGGUGAUAGAAAAAAAGUUACAUUCUAUUAGGUUAUUCACAAAAACUAACAAGUUGCCAAAAUGGGGUGAACGUUUUAUAAAUAGUAAAGAUGUAAAAAUUGUUGAAGAAUCAAUUUUAGAUCCUACUAAAAAGACAUUGGUGACAUACACAAGAAAUGUUGGAUAUGCGAGUGUUAUGGGCGUGACAGAAAAAGUUGUUUAUAAAGUAAAUGAAGAAAAUCCAAGUACUACAGUUGCAGAGCGAUCAGUAUGGAUUGAAUCAAAUGUAUAUGGAAUGUCUAAAGCUAUUCAAGCAUUUGGAAUGCAACGAUUUAAAGUUAACAGUACUAAAGCAGUAAAAGGAUUUAAUUAUGUACUCAAUAGUAUGUACGGUGGUAAUACUUCAAGUUCAUCUGGUGUAUUAUUACAUCAGAAAGAAAAAUUAAAGGAUGCUCUUAAACAAUCAAAUUACAAAACUGGAUCUCUUUAUGUUCAUUAAACCUAUUCCUACUUGGAGAGUUCACCAAGUUUAUUAUGAUCAAUAUAAUGUGAUAACAUAAUAUUAUGUAUUCUUAUCAGUUCAACAAUUUAAACCAGAUUAAAACAAUACUCAAGUUUACAAGAUGUGGUUACUAUCAAAUUUGUAGUAUUUUAUUAGAAUACAGUUUAAUUAUUUUAAAUAAGUGAUCUUUUUUUUCGUCUUGUUUAUUGUUAAACUGUCCAUUUAAUUUAUACAUACAAUACUAAAUUUGUUAUCCAAUAAUUUGUUAAAGUGAUUUAGUUUUUAUUAUAUCAUAAUUUUAUAAGAAAUUGCUGAUGUGAGUAUAGAUGAAUAAAAUGUCUUCUAUAUUUAAUUUUUUA
Metopolophium dirhodum (rose-grain aphid) is the source of this 1193-nucleotide messenger RNA. It is a transcript of the gene prel, whose product is annotated as PRELI domain-containing protein 1, mitochondrial. Gene Ontology annotation, molecular function: phosphatidic acid transfer activity. The transcript has 5 exons. NCBI's taxonomy places the organism in Eukaryota, Metazoa, Arthropoda, Insecta, Hemiptera, Aphididae. The coding region runs from base 226 to 831 and encodes 201 amino acids. Gene Ontology annotation, cellular component: mitochondrial intermembrane space. The record is from RefSeq and is a predicted model, not a curated record. Gene Ontology annotation, biological process: phospholipid transport.